CGAGCGGGAGGAGGGAGCGGCCGCGAGCCCAAUCGCUCGGCUCCCCCGCCCGGCCCCGCGCGGCGCCGCCUCCGCCAUUGCUGCGCGCGGGAGCGGCCGACGCGGAGGCUCGCGGCGCGCUCGGAGCCAGACCUGCGAGCCGGCGUGGGCGCUAGCCUCGGGUCUCCCGGAACGAUGGUGAAGUUGGGGAACAAUUUCGCGGAGAAGGGCACCAAGCAGCCGCUGCUGGAGGAUGGCUUCGACACCAUCCCCCUGAUGACGCCCCUCGAUGUCAAUCAGCUGCAGUUCCCGCCCCCGGACAAGGUGGUGGUGAAAACCAAGACCCAGUACGAGCCCGAUCGCAAGAAGGGCAAAGUGCGCCCUCCCAAGAUAGCCGAGUUCACCGUCAGCAUCACCGAGGGGGUCACCGAGAGGUUUAAGGUCUCCGUGCUGGUCCUCUUUGCCCUGGCCUUCCUCACCUGCGUCGUCUUCCUGGUCGUCUACAAGGUGUACAAAUAUGACCGUGCCUGCCCCGACGGCUUCGUCCUCAAGAACACCCAGUGCAUUCCAGAAGGCUUGGAGAGCUACUACGCGGAGCAAGACUCCAGUGCCCGGGAGAAGUUUUACACCGUCAUCAACCACUACAACCUGGCCAAGCAGAGCAUCACACGCUCCGUCUCACCCUGGAUGUCGGUUCUCUCGGAAGAGAAGCUGUCCGAGCAGGAGACCGAAGCCGCUGACAAGUCAGCUCAGUGAGACGGGCAGGUUCCUCACAAUGUGUCACUCGAAGGUAACGAAGGGACUUGGAGGGACGUUUCGUUAAAUAUAAUUACCGAUAAUUUAGAGGUUACUCAUUUAUGGUGCAACCGCUUCUGUUUGCUAAUGCUGCUUUGCCAAUAAGACUUGCUGCCGACCGCUCAUGGGCAUAAGAUCAA
Messenger RNA from Panthera uncia (snow leopard), 914 nucleotides. RefSeq names its product neuronal vesicle trafficking associated 1 (gene NSG1). Gene Ontology annotation, cellular component: endosome; membrane. The coding region runs from base 175 to 735 and encodes 186 amino acids. The transcript has 5 exons. NCBI's taxonomy places the organism in Eukaryota, Metazoa, Chordata, Mammalia, Carnivora, Felidae. The record is from RefSeq and is a predicted model, not a curated record. Gene Ontology annotation, molecular function: clathrin light chain binding. Gene Ontology annotation, biological process: endosomal transport; clathrin coat assembly; G protein-coupled dopamine receptor signaling pathway.